This is a messenger RNA of Talaromyces stipitatus ATCC 10500, 876 nucleotides long. RefSeq lists its product as uncharacterized. NCBI's taxonomy places the organism in Eukaryota, Fungi, Ascomycota, Eurotiomycetes, Eurotiales, Trichocomaceae. The coding region runs from base 1 to 876 and encodes 291 amino acids. The record is from RefSeq and is a predicted model, not a curated record. The transcript has 2 exons.
AUGUCUCGCUCAGCAGCCGACGCAACUCGCUUCACGGCCACAGGGCCGUACGUCAGCUCCAAAGCUCCAUACCAACUUCCAGAAUCCUUGAAAUCGAAUAAACAAUCAACAACUUCGCCCACAUCGCCAUCUUCAGUAUCCUAUACUUCUCCCAAUAAUCAGAACGCAUCCUCAUCACCGUCCGGCGAAACACCAAGAGAGAAAGUUGAGCGUCUCCGUGCUCAAGCGCGCGCCGCCAGACUUGCGCAGAACGGGAAUGCAUUCGAUAGGAUAAUUGAAAAGGGUCGGAGGGUGGCUAAUAGUGCUCACAAGGUGAUGAUAUAUACCCUCAUCACUGCUUCCGGCGUCUGCGGCGCUCUGACACUCUACUCCGUCGUAUCCCUUACAAUGUGGAAUCGCCGUCAACGCGAACUCUGGCUCGACAGACAACUACAAGACCUCCAAGCCGCGCGCGAAGCAUACGUCAAGGGAACAGCAACUCCCGAACAACUCGAGAUUCUCCGCAACGAGAAAAUCGGCGAAAUCGAAAAGCAGAAGAGGAAAGAGGCUGAUGAACAGAAAUUGUGGAAUCGGGCGAAACGGUUUUUGUUUGAUGGGUUGAAGAAGGAGGAUGUUUCGGAUGCAUCUGUAUCUACUGCAAGCGGUGCAGGCACGACGGCGGCGGUUAGUGAGUUGAUAAAUAAUAAGACUGCGAGCGAGCAGCAGACGACUUCGUUCGGGAUAUUGGAAGCCGUGAAUGCGAAGAAAGCUGAAUCCGCCCAGAAGCAUGCGGCGUCGACACAGCAACCUGGGUCAUUAGAUGUAUUGGCCAUGAACGCUGAGACGACAGCCAAACAAUCCGUUAAAAGCUGGACGAGCUGGAUCUGGGGACGAUGA